CCUGUAGAGCCGAUCAGUCGCUCUGCACCAUCAACAACAUGGCCAUACGCAGGAAAGACAGUUUCCUCUGGGGGAGAGCUCCACUGAAACUCCCCUCAACAGAAAGGAGGCGGGGUGACACCAUCAAGACUGAGUUGCUGGAUGACAUUCAGAAACUGAGGUUGGAGAUCAGUCACACCAUGGCAGAAAUCCACAACCCUGAGAUGAAGAAUAAAAAUGUUAUGAGGAACAGGAGAUUCUUGCGUGGAAAAAAGAAAUUCAACAUGGACCCUAAAAUGGGCAUCCAUUACAUGGUCGAAAAUGACCUGCUUGAAUGGCGUGCAGAUUCAGUGGCCGAGUUUCUUUACAAAGAGGAAGGCCUGAACAAGACCGCCAUUGGCAACUUCUUGGGAGAGAGGGAGGAAAUGUAUCUGAAGAUACUGAAAGCAUUUGUGGGUCUGCAUGAAUUCUCAGAUUUGAAUCUGGUACAGGCGCUGAGGCAGUUUCUGUGGAGCUUUCGUCUCCCAGGAGAAGCUCAGAAAAUUGACAGGAUGAUGGAGGCGUUUGCAGCUCGCUACUGUGGCUGUAACCCAGGGGUCUUCCAGUCCACAGACACCUGCUACAUCCUGUCUUUUGCCAUCAUUAUGCUCAACACGAGUCUCCACAACCCCAAUGUGAAAGACAAACCCAGUCUGCAGCGUUUUGUUUCCAUGAACAGAGGAAUCAACAAUGGGGAAGACCUGCCCACCGAGCUGCUCACGAAACUGUACACAAGCAUCCGCAGUGAGCCGUUCAAAAUCCCAGAGGAUGAUGGGAAUGACCUCACAUUGACAUUUUUUAAUCCAGACAGAGAGGGCUGGCUCCUUAAAAUCGGUGGCCGCAUUAAAACCUGGAAGAGGAGGUGGUUCAUUCUGACAGACAGCUGCCUGUACUACUUUGAAUACACCACAGAUAAGGAUCCAAUUGGGAUUAUUCCUCUGGAGAACCUGUGUGUCAGGAAGCUAGAGGACACAAGCAAACCGUAUUGUCUGGAGUUAUAUAACCCCAAAGGACAAAAGAUCAAGGCCUGCAAGACGGAGAACAAAGGCAGAGUGGUGCAGGGCAAACACCAAUCCUAUAAACUCAGCGCAGCCAGUGAAGAAGAACGGGACAACUGGAUAGAGGCGAUCAGGACAAGCAUCACCAAGGACCCUUUUUAUGACUUGGUGUGUCUACGUAAAAGGAGGGUCAUUAGCAACACUUCCUCAUAGGACUGAAACACCAUCUGAGUUGGAUUCUGGAUAUUUUUAUGGAUAAAUCAUCUUGUGACUUUUACAACAGAGACCGUUCAGGAAAAAUGAAGCCAAAACUGAAGCACAUAGCAUUUCAUAUAAAUGUAGAAAUUAGGAAGAGACAACUGUUAAAAUGUGAAAUGAAAAAAAAAAGUGAACAAUUUGUCGCUUGCAGCGUAAAGUCUUCACAUUCCUUGUGCAAACUGUGUGCACUACUGCUCUGACGUCAGGGGCUGACAGCUCCUACGGAGACACAUCUGCUGUUGAGGCAGGGCUAGAGACGGCCUACAGGGCAGAGACUUCCCCUGGUGUCCCAGAGUCAGAAGCUGGUACAGCAGGGAGUCAGACUGUUAAUGUCAUCAGAUUACUGAAUGGGCCUGCUGGGUGCAGGCCCAGAGACUAAUACAUGAAAUUUCAUGUUGGGAAGUCAAAUGGCCAUAAACAGAUACAAUAGAAACUAAAAAGAGAUGCAAAAAUGACCCUAAUGAGACGAAACAACAAGCAAAAUCACAUAAAAUGGAUAAAAAGCAAUGCAAAAUCACAUAGCAUGGAUUAAAAGCAAUGCAAAACAACUACAAACAGACAAAAACAAUCACAAAAAGGAAAAAAAUUGACUAGAAUGAAAUCCAAAAUGACCACAAAGAGGCACACAGCGAUCACAAAAUAAAGCAGAAUGACCACAAAGAGCCAGAAAAUGGCACAAAUUAACAACAAAGUAAUGCAAAAUGACUACACAGACACAAAAACGACCACUAUAGACAAAAAAUGACCACUGUGACCAUCACAUCUAUUGAAGUGGUGGAGGACAUUCUGUAUGUCUGUGUCCACAGGAUCAGUGUCUCAUAACCUUUCUAAGGCUCUAGGCCAAUUGAAGUGACAAACAACAAUUAUUUAUCAAUUGUAUUUCAUGUCAAAAUAUUUUGUUAAGUUGUUUAUUUGGUUUUCAUUUGCUACCCCCCGUUCAAACAAUUCUAAAUCAGCCUCAAUCUGCUGUUCACACACUUUAAUCUGCAGAGUUCGAGCUGGAAAAUUUGAUAAAAUAUUGCUAACUGGAUCAGUAGGAGAAGAGUAUGUAGCACUUUGUUAAACUUGUUCUGGGUGUCUUGAACAGAGACAUUUUAGAAGGAGAGGGGAAAAACCCCAAAUAUUAGGAUUUAGGGUAAACUCCACAGACCAUGAGCUGUCAGGUUUUUCCACAUUUCUUACUUUGCUUACUCAUCAAUUCUUGUGAAUAACAUCCUUUUCUUUCCUGUAAAUGUCAGUUCUUAAAUUGAUAUACAGUAAAUAGAAUGUAAAAGCACAAACGCCACCCAAAAAUCUAUUCAACUUCUUAAAAUAUUAAUUUGCACAAGUUGUACAAUAUAUUAU
Monopterus albus (swamp eel) is the source of this 2618-nucleotide messenger RNA. RefSeq names its product cytohesin-3-like. The record is from RefSeq and is a predicted model, not a curated record. The coding region runs from base 39 to 1229 and encodes 396 amino acids. The transcript has 13 exons. Gene Ontology annotation, biological process: regulation of ARF protein signal transduction. Gene Ontology annotation, molecular function: guanyl-nucleotide exchange factor activity. NCBI's taxonomy places the organism in Eukaryota, Metazoa, Chordata, Actinopteri, Synbranchiformes, Synbranchidae.